AUGAACACCACCCUCACCAUGACCACCACCUCCACCAGCACCACCUCCUUGCCGCCGGCGCCCGUACGCCUGGUGCAGCUUUCAGGCGACGUCUUCAAUGUGGGCGAUCCCUUGCCAGAUGAUGGUUUCGUCAGCGGCCGGGUGGAAGUUUUCUAUAACGGCCACUGGGGCACAGUCUGCAAGGAUGGCUUCGGCGGGGUGGCAGCGCAGGUGGUUUGCAACGAGCUCGGCCUGGAAGGCGCCUGGGGCCGCUUCGACAGCUCGGCCCUGGCGGGCAUGCCUGGAUCGGAGGACCAGACGAUUUGGAUCGACGACAUCGACUGCCAAGGCGACGAGACGCACUUGAGCCUUUGUGGCAACGCUGGCUGGGGCAUUAACAAUUGCUGGCACUCAGAGGAUGCCAAGGCGCUCAAGGGCUCGCUCGAGCGAGUCAGCCUAAGUCGGGAUCGCUUGCUGUUUUAG
Molecule: messenger RNA, 462 nt
Organism: Effrenium voratum
Lineage: Eukaryota; Dinophyceae; Suessiales; Symbiodiniaceae
Source: the annotation of a GenBank genome assembly